Molecule: messenger RNA, 9998 nt
Organism: Anneissia japonica
Lineage: Eukaryota; Metazoa; Echinodermata; Crinoidea; Comatulida; Comatulidae
Product: filamin-A-like
Exons: 38
Coding region: 420-8591 (2723 amino acids)
Biological process (GO): actin cytoskeleton organization
Molecular function (GO): actin filament binding
Source: RefSeq, a predicted model, not a curated record
UCUAAGAGAUGAGAAGACACGUUUUGGCAAGACCAUCGCCAAAUCUUCUUUUUUUCUUUUAGUGUAAUAUUUAUUAUCUCAAUUUUAUCCCGAGUAGAUCAACUUUUACCCUUUAAAAUUUCUUUCACAGUUGGCGAAACCAACGCACAGUGUAAAGUUACGCGAUUCCAAUUUACCAACCAGUUCCAAUAUUACCGGAAGUUUAUAGCUAUUUUCUUCCAAGUCUCGACAGCAUCCCAGUUUGUACGAAGGAUUAAGGACAAUUCCCGACCGUGAGUAAUAAUAUAAAGUCUACAAACUGUAUUUUUUAAGUCCUAAAGGCAAAUAAUAACCUCCUCCCACUCUGCGGUGUUUACUCGCUAUUUGUUUCAUAUUUAAAUAUACUUCCGUUUAGCCGGUUGAGGGCUUUAUAAGUCACAAUGAGUUCCAACGGUGAAGCAUACGAGGACUGUUACUAUCAAGACGAGAUAGUCGAACAGAAGCGCGAACUCGACGAGGACGAAGAAAUGCCGCUCGCUGAGAAAGACUUGGCUGAUGAUGCCCCAUGGAAGAAAAUCCAACAGAAUACAUUUACAAGAUGGUGUAAUGAGCAUUUAAAAGUUGCAAAUAAACAUAUCGGAGGUUUGGAGACCGAUUUAUGCGAUGGCCUACGGUUAAUUUCACUGGUGGAAGUGCUAUCACAGAAGCGAGUGGGCCGCUUCAACAAACGCCCUACGUUCCGCUCAAUGAAGCUAGAAAAUGUGUCCGUUGUCAUGUCAUUUCUGGAAUCGAAGGAGAACAUCAAAAUCGUUAAUAUUGACAGCUCAGAUAUCGUGGAUGGUCGCUUGAAACUAAUCCUAGGUCUAAUAUGGACACUGAUUUUGCAUUACUCGAUCAGCAUGCCGAUGUGGGAUGAAGAGGGUGAAGGAGCGGUAGAUGGACAGAAAAAGAAGAAGGAAACACCAAAAGAGAAACUUCUAGGCUGGAUCCAAAGCAAAGUACCAGAUCUUCCAAUCAAGAAUUUCAACAAAGAUUGGAACGAUGGCCGAGCUGUUGGUGCUCUAGUUGAUUCCUGUGCCCCAGGUUUGUGUCCUGAUUGGGAAGAUUGGGAUCCAGCAAACAAACUUGACAAUGCCAGAGAGGCCAUGCAGCUUGCUGAUGAUUGGCUGAAUGUACCACAGUUGUUGGCACCAGAGGAUAUGGUGAACCCAAGGGUCGAUGACCUUAGUAUGAUGACAUAUCUGUCUGAGUUCCCCAAAGCCAAGUUGAAGCCAGGUGCUCCUCUGAGACCAAGAUCAAACUCCAAAAAGGUACGUGCCUAUGGCCCAGGUAUUGAGAAGGAGGGAAAUGCCAUCACCAGACCCACCCACUUCACUGUGGAGACCUAUGCAGCCGGUAGCGGUACAGUCACCGUCACGAUCAUCAAUCCAAAUGGAGAAAUUGAACCGCAUGAAAUUAAAUACAAUAAAGACAAAAACAAGAGCUAUACCGUAGAAUACACUCCAAGAAGUGUAGGAACCUACACGGUAAAAGUGGCUUUCAACAACACUGCCAUUCCAAAAUCUCCUUUCACGGUGGUAGUAGGUAAAUUAUUGACAGACCCAAGCAAAUGUUCCGCAGAAGGCCCUGGCCUGCAGCCCACAGGUGUGAUGCUAGACCAGUCCACCUACUUCGAAGUUUUUACAGCUGGUGCUGGCCUCGGAGAAUUAUCCGUUACAGUGAAAGAUCCAAAUGGAGACCCUACUACAUCCAGCGUGAUGCUGGAGGACAAGGGAAAGGGCGUGUUCUACUGCCAGUACACACCAACCAUGAUGGGAACUUACACCAUCGAGAUCACAUUUUCUGGUGCCAACAUUCCAGGAAGUGUCUUUGAAGUUAAAGUGGUCCCAGAAUUCAACCCUAAGAAUGCCUUUGCUUACGGAAGAGGCAUACAAAAUAAGGGCCUGCGUGCUAAGGAGAAGUGUGUGUUCUACGUGGACACCAAGAAGGCUGGAGAAGCUAAUUUGAAAGUGCAGAUUAUUGGACCUGGUGGAAUCGACGAGCCAGUGAAAGUAGUCGACAACGGCGACGGAACAUUCACGUGUUCCUACAGCCCUUUCAAGCCUGGACGUUACAUCGUUCACAUCAUCUACGGCAAGGAACAUAUCCCCAAAAGCCCCUUUACUGUCAACAUUAGUCCAGAGGCACAGGGACCGAUCACGAAUGUCCGUGCCUUUGGGCCUGGCUUGGAGAAGGGUGUGGCAGGAAAGCCCUGCACAUUCACCGUUGAAACCAAUGGUGCUGUUGGCGCCUUGGGUUUUGCCAUCGAAGGGCCAUCUGAAGCCGAGAUCAAAUGUGCUGAUAAUGGGGAUGGUUCCUGCGAGGUAACCUACUAUCCUACUGUGCCUGGAGAAUACGCCAUCCAUAUUACAUUUGAUGAGGAAGACAUUGAGCAUAGUCCAUACAUGGCUAAAAUUACCCCAGACCCCCUUGGGUUUGAUGCUGGCAAGGUCGUUGCUUCCGGACCUGGACUCAAGCCAGAUGGUCUUUUGAUUAACGAGAAGACGGAGUUCACUGUUGAUGCUCGUGCCCCCGGAUGCGGAAAAGCAGAACUUGAGAUUUUCAUAUUUGAUCAGCUUGGUAACAAAAUCCAACCAGAUAUUCGUGAUAACAAAAACGGCACAUGGACCGUUAGCUACACACCCACCGCCCCAUUGAAACACUCUGUCGCUGUGACUUGGGGGAAGGUGUCCGUUCCAAAGAGUCCAUUCAGAGUGACAAUUGGAGCUGGUCCUGGUGCUGUUAAAUUGUACGGCCCUGGUUUGGAAAGUGGAAACGUUAAAUCUAAGGAGCCUACAGAAUUCACUGUGGAUUGCACUGAAGCUGGCAAAGGACCGAUCCAAGUAAAAUGCACCUCUGCUCCAGGAGUGAACAGCAACUCUGAAACCCCAAUAAAAUGUGAUGUCACCGAUAACAAAGAUGGCACCUACACUGCUCGUUACACCCCACAGAAACCAGGCAACUAUGUUGUCGAGGUCAAGUUUAAGGGCAAGGAUGUGCCCCAGAGUCCAAUAACUGUUCAGGUUGUGCCAACCGUUGAUGUCAGUAAAAUUACUAUUGAUGGACUUCAAGAACCGAUUCAGGUAGGAAAAGAACACACAUUCUUCGUCAACACUGCCCCAGCUGGUCCAGGGGAUCUAGAGGGUGACAUAAAAAAUCCAUCAGGCAAGAAGUUGCCAAUAACUAUUACCCAAACACCUAAAGGCCACGCAGUCAAAUUCACACCAGAGGAGGAAGGCCAGCAUGUUGUAGGGCUUACCUAUGCAGAUGUCCCAUUAACAAGGCAGGCUUUCAUUGUCCAGCCUAAAACAGACCCUAGAAAGGUAAUUGCCAGAGGUAGAGGAUUGAAAGGUGGUCCUGUAAACGAGCCUACAGACUUCAGUAUUGAUACUAGAAAGGCAGGUAUUGGAGGCUUAAACUUGACAGUGGAAGGACCAACGGAAGCUGUGAUUGACUGUAAAGAUCACGGUGAUGGUACUUGCAAGGUGACGUACACACCAAAUUCUAUCGGACCAUAUAAGAUCAACGUACUAUUCGCUGACGAACACAUUCCAGGAUCGCCGUUUAAUGCAAAGGUGUAUGAUCCGUCAAAGGUUAAAGCAUAUGGCCCCGGCCUUGAACCGGCCAAGUCUUUUGCCACUUGCCCAUGCACUUUCAAAGUGGAUGCCCGUGAUGCUGGUGAACCACCAAUGAAAGCACAGCGUUUGUCGCCUGAUGAUGCAUCUUAUGGCCCAUUAAAUGGAGACGAUUUGGAAGUCAAUGAGCCCAUGGUUGGUGCAACUGAAAAAGGCCCGGGUGACUUUUCAGUCCAAUGGCCAAAAGAACCAUCUGCCGUUAAUGAAGAUCCGGUGAUGGCUGACAGAGUUCUGCCAGUAAGAUCUGCUCCAGGAUCUCAUGGACCAGAAAAUGGCAUCUUAGAUGAUCCAUUCAGUGACUUUCACAGGCCACAUUCCAAAGGUUCCGACACAACUGAUAAUGCUCCAGUGGCAGAGGAUGUCAUUGAAUCUACUCAAUUGAAGCCAAAAAAGUUUGGACAUCAAUGGGAUGACCUUGAUAAACCAGUUAAUGAGGAACCAGUCUCUUAUCAAGAAGGGAAGCCAACUCGUUCAAAAAAGCUUGGCCCGGUGGAUGACUUUCCUGUCAUUGAAGAGGCUUUGUCUGCUAGCCAUGUUCCUCCUGUUGAAUGCAGUGCUGUUGGACCUGAUGGUAAACCUCUUGAUGUUGAUGUCAAAGACAAUGGUGAUGGCACAUAUGAUGUCACAUAUUUCCCAACAGAAGAAGGUCCAAUUGAUCUGGAUGUCAAGUAUGGUGACCACUCAAUUCCAAACUUUCCACUCAGAUCAGAAGUUGGAGCACCACUAGAUGUCAGUGGGGUUGAGGUUUUCGGUUACGGCAUUGAACCGGAGGUGUUUGUAGGCUGUCCAACUGAUUUCACCGUGAAUGCUAAGGCUGUCGGGCCACAGGCCAAUCAGCUGAAAGACCUUAUUGACUGCACCCUGCAGUCACCCAGUGGAACUAAGGUGAAACCUGUCAUUACUGAUAACAAAGAUGGUACAUACAGAGCAGAAUAUACCCCAGUGGAAGAGGGUCCUCACAAACUUGAUGUAAAUGUUGCUGGAAAACCCGUUGGAAAAUCUCCAUACAAGGUCGGCUCCAAGAAAGGAUGUGAUCCUAAGAAGGUGAAAGCAUUCGGACCAGGUCUGGAGUCCGGAUUGACUGAUGCACCAGCUGUAUUCACGAUUGAAACAAAGGGAGCUGGUCAAGGCGGCCUAGGAAUUGCAAUCGAGGGGCCGUGUGAGGCAGAAAUGAAGUGUGUUGAUAACAACGAUGGCAGUUGCACAGUAGAGUAUAUGCCAACUAAACCAGGAGAGUAUGAUGUACAUGUCACCUUCGCUGAUACACCUAUCCCAGGAAGUCCAUUCAAGCCUGUUAUCAGGGAUGUCGUUGACCCCUCAAAGGUGCUUGUCAGUGGUCCAGGAGUGAACCCAGUUGGUGUACGUGCUAACGUCCCUGCACCGUUCCAAGUUGAUGCAACUAAAGCUGGUAAAGCACCUUUGGAAUGCACCAUCUUGCCAGAGAGAGCUCCUAAAGAGCAUGCUCAGGUCUAUGACAACGAAGAUGGAACCUUUGAUUGUAGCUACGUGCCCAAGAAUGAAGGUCGUAAAUGUGCAGUAGAAGUCAAGUAUGACGGAAAACAUGUCCCUGGAAGUCCCUUCAAUACCAGAGUCUUGCCGCAGUUUGAUGCUAGCAAAGUGAAGGUAUCCGGACCAGGUGUACAACCAUCAGGUGUGUUGGCUAGUUUACCUGUGGAAUUCUUAAUUGACACCAAAGAAGCAGGUGAAGCCCAGUUAGCCGUUUCAAUCAUUGAUGCUACUGGGAAACCAGUGAAGCCAACGAUUGUUGACAAUGGAGAUGGCACUUACACGGUGUCAUACACACCCAAGGAUAUCGGUCCUUACACCAUUCUCAUCACAUUUGGUGGUAACAAGGUGCCGGGCGCACCCUUCAGUGUUUCCGUGUCGCCAACCGGUGAUGCUUCCAAAUGUCAAAUAGUCGGUGUGCAAAGCGGUCCGUACGAGAUCCCAGUGCGACGACAAAGUGUAAGCUCUGAGAGCACGACAACUACACGCACUACUACCACACGAACUACAACUACAAGAGAAACAAUUACUAAGACCGUGGUAGUUGAGGAGGAGACAGUCAUAAAAAUCAAUUCCCAAGAUGCUGGCCAGGGCAUGGUCACUUGCGCUAUCAUGGGUCCAGAUGGCGUGGAGAUUGAAGAUGUUCAAGUUAUCGAUAACGGAGAUGGAACAUUUGACAUCGUCUGGACUUGUCCUGUAAGUGGUCGAUACAACUUGGACAUGAAAUUUGGCGGUAUGCCAAUCACUGGUGGUCCAAUCUCAAUUGGGGCCGGUGAAGGUCCACCAGAAGAAGAGAUCAUACCAUUCGAAGUACAAGGUGUUGAAUCUGCUGCAAUGCCCCAGGAAUGUCGUCCAUUUGACCUGGUCCUUCCGCUCGGCGGAAUUGGUCAAGGCAGAGUACAUGGUGAGGUAACAACACCAACCGGCAAGAAGCACAAGCCACAGAUUACAGAGAACAAAGAUGGAACCAUUACUGUUAAAUAUGCACCAACAGAGACAGGUCUCCACCAUCUUAAUGUCAUGUAUAACAACCAGUGUAUCCCAGGAAGUCCAUUCCAAUUCCAUGUAGAUGAAAUCAAGAGUGGUCAAGCCACAGCUUAUGGUCCUGGCCUUACCCAUGGCAUCUGUGAACAACCAUGUCAUUUCAUAAUUAACACCAAGGAUGCCGGACCAGGUGGUGUUGCACUAGCAGUUGAAGGUCCGUCAAAGGCUGAAAUCAAAUGUAAAGACAACAAAGAUGGAACGUGUGAUGUCACAUACUACCCUCUUAAACCUGGCGAUUAUGCCCUCACUGUCAAAUUCGCCGACAAGCAUGUUCCAGGAAGUCCAUUCACAGCUAAAAUUGUUGAUAAGACAGGUGCACCGAUGUGUGUAGGUGCUUGCAGUGAUAUACCUCUGAAGAUCAAUGAGACGGAUCUUAGCCUUCUCACUGCCAGCAUCAAGAUGCCAUCAGGUUGUGAGGAAAAUUGCCAACUGAAGAGACUGCCAAAUCAGAACAUUGGCAUCACUUUCACUCCAAGAGAAGUUGGAGAACACGCCGUGAGUGUGAAGAAGUUUGGCCGUCACAUCACCAACAGUCCUUUCAAGAUCAUUGUUGGAUCGCAAGAGGUUGGCGAUGCUUCUAAAGUCAAGGUAUCUGGUCUUGGAAUUGCAGAAGGAGAUGCAGGAGAGAUCGCAGAGUUCAAAGUUGAUACAUCAAAGGCUGGCUUUGGUGGUCUUGGAGUAUCAAUUGAAGGUCCAAGCAAGACAGAGAUUAACUGUGAAGACAAUGGAGAUGGAACCUGCAUUGUCACCUACAAGCCCCAAGAGCCCGGCAACUAUAUCUUGAAUGUGAAGUAUGCAGAUCAGCAUGUACCAGGAAGUCCAUUUAAGGUUAAAGUUCAUGGAAAAGAUGGUGAAAUGGUUACAGAAACACUUGUGAGACCUAGACUUGCAUCCCCAGUCUCACAUAUUGGAAACAAAUGCGACCUAGGCCUAAAGGUUCCAGGAUCUGACCCAUUGGAUAUGACAGCACAUGUUACAAAUCCUGAAGGAAAAACUGAUGAUGCAGAAAUCAUUGAUGGAUCUGACUGUCGCUACACAGUUCGUUUUGUACCAGAAAUGAUGGGAGUGCACACCAUUAGCGUCAAACAUAAAGGAAUGCAUAUUCCAGGGAGUCCCUUCCAAUUUACUGUUGGUCCAUUCGGUGAAGGUGGAGCCCAUAAGGUCCAUGCUGGUGGUCUAGGCUUAGAACGUGGAGAAGUGAACACGCCCGCUGAAUUCACUGUAUGGACACGAGAGGCUGGGCCAGGAUCAUUAGGAAUAGCUGUAGAGGGCCCUGCAAAGGCUGAAAUCAACUUUACAGACAACAAAGAUGGUUCCUGUCAAGUAGCCUAUGUGCCAACAGAGCAAGGUGAAUAUGUAAUUAAGAUAACAUACAACGAUGAACCAAUUCCAGAUAGUCCUUUCAGACCAUUUAUCCAACCAUCACUUGGUGAGGCCAGAAGGGUCAGUGUUACAAGCUUACAGGAGACCGGAUUGAAAGCUAAUCAGCCAGCAUCUUUUGCGAUCCAACUGAAUGGAGCAAAGGGUGAAAUAACUGCGAAGGUUGUCUCCCCUACCGGAACAGAAGAAGAAUGCCUCAUCACCGAGAUUGAUCGAGAUAAUUUUGCUGUCAGGUUCUUGCCUCACGAAAAUGGUAUUCACAUGAUCCAUGUUAACUUCCGUGAACAGCCAAUUGCCGGAAGUCCAUUCCGUGUUCGUGUGGGCACUCAGGCAGAAGUAGGUGAUCCUGGAAUGGUUCAUGCAUCUGGUGAUGGUCUUGAAAAGGGAAAAACAGGUCAGCCCUGUGAGUUUGUGGUGAACACGUGUGGAGCCGGUACCGGCGUUCUCUCAAUCUCUGUUGACGGUCCAUCCAAGGUCAAAAUGGAUGUCACUGAAGUACCAGAGGGUUACAAAUGUUCCUAUGUCCCGACUGCUCCGGGCGAUUACCUGAUUUCUAUCAAAUUUGCGGGGGCGCACCAUAUUGUUGGUAGUCCAUACAAGGCUAGGAUUACAGGGCCAGCAAAAACACCCGUCCUUCGAACACAUGAAACAUCAAAUGUUAUCAUUGAAACGGUUACCAAGACGCAAACCUCGCAGAUGCUUAGCAGUUUGCCGCAUUUCCACUCAAAUGCAUCAAAGGUUACGUCAACAGGAAUGGGUCUGAAGAAAGCAUUCCGAAACAAGAGGAGUCAGUUCACAGUAAAUGCAGCAGAUGCAGGUCACAACAUGCUAAUGGUAGGUAUUGCAGGACCGAAGACACCAUGCGAAGAAAUUCUGGUUAAGCAUAAUGGACGCAAUCGCUUCAUUGUAAACUACACUCUCAAAGAUAUAGGCGAAUAUAUGUUGGUUGUGAAAUGGGGCGAUGAACACAUACCUGGUAGCCCCUUCCAUAUCAAGUGCAGUGUCUAAAUAUAAUUACCAAAAAAUAUAGUCUAGAAUUGUUCUAAUUGGUUGAAAACCAUAUGAACUCAGUAGUCACCAUGACGAUAGAAGAACAUGUGUAAACAAAAUAUACAUGUCAUAGACACGUUUGAUUUCACUACUGGCAGUGGUUUUUAAGACCGUCUACUGUUUCUACAUUUUUUUAUAGCUUUAUUUAAAUGAAAAAUACGGUGUUUUUUCUCCCUCUAUGAUAAUGUGUUAGUGAAAAGCAGUGGAUAUUAUUGCUUAAUGUAUAAUUUCUUUGUUAUUAUUUGCUUCUUGUUAAUAUCUUGCUUGUUUAUCAACAUUUAUUUAUCCAUGUUUAUUAUCUACUUGGAUUCUUAUAUGAUUGAUAAAAUUUUGGUAGCUUUAUAAUUCUAAAAUAUAUAUUGUUAAUGUAAUUGUAAUAAAUGUUCUAUCUUUUGGCCUUGAUUGGGGAAAGUAUAUUUAAACUUCCUCGUUAGCUUAGAAUGCCUGAACACAAGGUGUGUGCAAUUAGCUAUAACAUAGAAAUAGUUUAUUUAAAUACAAAUACAACAUUUUUUCAUGAAUAUCGACUAUUCAAAAUAAACCGUUUGAUGUAGUCUUGUAAUUGAUGUGCGAAUUGUAGCUUAAUUAGUAAGAGAAAAAUUGUAAUCUACGCUAAAUCAUGUUUGGAUGGUAGAGUAAUCAAUUAAAAGGGCGUUAAACACAUUUUUACAAAAUAAAUGUCUUCCAUUCAAAACAGAAGUGCUCUUAAAACUUUGAUUAAGAGUUGUCACUAUUUUACAGGACUACACCUGUUAAAACCAAUAUGCAAGUGACUUGCAGAAUACUAGUUGUGAAUUAACAUAUUGAUAUGGUUGAGUGAAUCUAUGUGUAGUAAUUCAAAGUAAUAAUUAAUUAUAUUAUUACUAAAUUUUGUUAAAUUCAAGUCUGGUAUAAAUAUAUUUUCAGUUUUUUUGUUUUUCCUUCAUUCAAUUCUAGUCAUAAAAAUUAACCCAACUGUGUAUUCAGCAGAAUAAUAAUGGAUGGUACUUACACAUUUUGAAUAUCUUUGUAUACAGUAGUAGUGUAUUAUCCAUAAACAUAAAUUGCAAUCUUUCUAUAUGUAUUCAUGUGUUACUCAUACAGUAUAUCAUUUUUUUUUACAAAAUAUAUUGCGAUUAUUUAUAUUGUUAUACUAAAUUGUUGGUAAGAUAUAUGGUUAAUUCGUGUAUAACUUAACAUUGUUCUUUUUUAAUUAAGGCAGUAUAACAACUAACAAGUAAUCAUGUAUUUAGGUUAUAAAUUAGAAUGGAUCUCUGUCAAAAGUUUAGAUUUGUGCUAGAUAAUUUCUUAUUACCUGCAUAACUAAAUCAAGUAUUUGCAAACUAUGUCUUGAAUAAAGAAGCUAAUUUUGCACUGAUGAAUUUA